CUGAAACGUCUCGCAGAGAUUUCCCUGCAGAGAAAAAUGCUGUGUCUGUGAGUCUGUGUAACAAUAAAAAUGUCUUUUAGAGAUAGAGGGGGAAGAUAUGGCGAUUCUCGGUACCAGAGAGAGGGAAUGAGUGGGACAACGGGUGGUUGGAAUUCAGGCACCCCGUCACAGAUGUAUCCAGACCCCUCAGUGGCGCCACCCUAUGGAGGACCCAUGCCACCAGGCCCACAAAACUUUGGUCCAGGGCCACCUGGCAUGAUGCCUCCUCCUAUGCCAGUUGGAGGGCCAAUGCCAGGAGGACCAGGUCCCCAGCAGAUGCCAGGGUUUCAGCUUGGAGAAAGCAGAGGGCCAUUGGGAUCUUAUGGGAAUAUGCAAGGUAACCUCCCUUACCCACCAAUGGGAGGACCAGGAUAUAACAACCAAGGGCCUGGUUUCAAUCCACAACAACAGGGGGCACCAGGAUUCAAUCAGUUUCCUUUGAAUGAGCAACCAGGAGGUCCACCUUUUCAUCAACCACCUGUCAACUAUGGACCAGACUUUGGAAGAUGUGGGGAUGAAUUUCAGAGAGAAUUUGGCCCAGAUGGCAGAUUUGGCCCAGCCAUGAGGAACGAUAGGCCGCACAGUGACAGUGAUGGCAGAGACAGGGGUCCAGAAGAUGGCUACUACAGGAACAGGCAAGGUGGUAGAUUUCAAGACAAUCUGUGGAUUAUAAAAGAUCUGGACGAGCAGGGACUGGCAGAGAAGGACAAGGUGGUAGGUCAGAUAGAAGGCUGGACUCUUAUGAAGAAAGGCAAGGGAGCAGAAGAUUGGGACCAGCUGCUGAUAGACGUGAAAAUAGAGGAGAUAGGAGAACAAGUCCUGUGCAAUAUAGUAGUAGAAGUUCUAAGACUGGAGGAAGAGACUCAAGCAGGGAGAGAAGCAGGAGAGAUAACAGGUGAUUGGUGCUCAUAA
This is a messenger RNA of Lingula anatina, 951 nucleotides long. Its product is annotated as ribonuclease 3. Gene Ontology annotation, cellular component: nucleus; microprocessor complex. The record is from RefSeq and is a predicted model, not a curated record. Gene Ontology annotation, molecular function: RNA binding; ribonuclease III activity. Gene Ontology annotation, biological process: primary miRNA processing; rRNA processing; pre-miRNA processing. Lineage: Eukaryota; Metazoa; Brachiopoda; Lingulata; Lingulida; Lingulidae.